Messenger RNA from Quercus lobata, 2493 nucleotides. RefSeq names its product G-type lectin S-receptor-like serine/threonine-protein kinase LECRK3. The record is from RefSeq and is a predicted model, not a curated record. Gene Ontology annotation, molecular function: protein serine/threonine kinase activity; ATP binding. Bases 37 to 2382 code for a protein of 781 amino acids. Gene Ontology annotation, biological process: recognition of pollen; protein phosphorylation. NCBI's taxonomy places the organism in Eukaryota, Viridiplantae, Streptophyta, Magnoliopsida, Fagales, Fagaceae. The transcript has a single exon.
CCCUCCUCCUGUUUUCUCUCUACCUCACUCUGUCCCAUGGGUUCUAUAUCUGUUCUCUUCUUACUAUCCAUGUUUCUACUUGCUGUUGAUGUAAAAGCUCUAAACCAUUCCAAGAUACCCUUAGGUUAUUGGCUUUCCCCCAUUGCCAACCGUACUUCUUGGGUCUCACCUUCUGGCCUUUUCGCUUUUGGUUUCUACCCACAAGACAAAGGCUUCGCCAUAGGAAUAUGGCUGCGUAAUCAACCAAAUAACACUCUUGUCUGGACUGCAGAUACAGAUAACCAGCCUGUCUCCUCAAAAGCUACAUUGAACUUAACAAGUGAUGAGCUGCUCCUUCGCACAGAGCAUGGUGAAGAAACUUCCAUAGCUGACUUCUCAGAUCACUCAAUUCAUUCAGCUUCUAUGCAUGAUUCUGGUAAUUUUGUGCUCUACGAUAACUCUUCUACUGUUUUGUGGGAAAGUUUUGCUAGCCCAACUGACACCAUAUUAGGAGGUCAGAAUUAUUCCUAUAAUAAUUUCGACUUGGUGUCUACAUCAGACCACUCAGGUAGACGUUAUCGUCUCAGAAUAGACUCAAAAGGAAACCUUGUUUCCUACCCUGACAACAGUACAUAUGGUACAGAAACUGCCUAUUGGUCCUUUGAUGCAUUCGAUGACACUUCUGUAAUUCUGAGUCUUAACCAAAGAGGUCUUCUGCGCUUAAUCCUUGGCAGUUCCAGCAUAAUCAUUUCGGCGAAUAACUCUUACCCUGGCGAGAAAGAAACUACUAUUAUCUAUCGUGCGAUGCUUGAUUCUGAUGGAAUUUUUAAGCUGUAUUCACACCACUUUUGGGGCAAUGGUAGUAAUACUAGCUCAAAAAUGUACUCGGAAUGGUCAGCUUUGCGUGAUCAAUGUGAAGUCAAAGGUUUUUGUGGCUUCAACAGUUACUGCAUAAGUACAGGCUCCAAAGCUGACUGUCACUGUUAUCCUGGAUUUCUUUUCAUAAACCCCAAAAAUAAGUUUUUGGGCUGUUUCAAUAACUUCAGUGAAGAUGGUUGCAGCAAAGGUCCAAUGGUACCGUACAACAUUAUUGCUUUACCGAAUAUAUCCUUGGGUGAUUUUCCUUAUUCAGUGGUACGUACAAACCAGGAAAACUGUAACACGUCUUGCCUUGGAGACUGUAAUUGUAGGGCUGCAUUUUACAUUAAUGGCACUUGCAAAAAAUAUAAGCUUCCACUUAAAUAUGGUAGAAGUCAGAAUUUAUCAGUUAUGAUUUUCUUGAAGGUGAAUCGGAGAAAUGAUGUAAGUUUAGACCCUCGCCCUCCGAGUCCAGUAAUCUUGAUGGAUGGCAAAAAAAUCUUGAUUAUUUUCCUAACUUUGGGUUUCAUUGCAUUGAUUUGUUCUGUAAUUGCAAUAUCUUGUUUCUUCACAUAUAGGCAACAAGUUCACAGGUACAGAAACCUGUCUCCGGAAAAUGUGAAUGUGGAAUUUGCUGGAAAUUUUACUCUGCGUUCAUUUUCUUACAAUGAGCUCGAGAAGGCAACAAAUGGAUUCAAGGAACCAUUAGGUGAGGGUUCUUUUGGAUCAGUUUAUAAAGGGUAUGUAUCUGAAGCUAACAAAACUAUUGCCGUUAAGAGACUAGAGAAAUUUGUGGAAGAAGGGGAAAGGGAUUUUCGAGCCGAAAUGACUGCCAUUGCACGAACUCAUCAUAGAAACAUAGUUCAGUUGCUUGGUUUCUGUAUUGAGGGAUCUAGGAAGCUUCUUGUUUAUGAAUACAUGAGCAAUGGUUCACUUGCAGAUCUUCUCUUCAAGGCUAAGAAGCGAACCCUUUGGAAGGAAAGAGUGAGAAUCGCACUAGAAGUGGCUAGAGGGGUCUUCUAUCUACAUCAAGAGUGUGAGGUCCAUAUCAUCCAUUGCAAUCUAAAACCCCAAAAUAUACUCAUGGAUGAUACUUGGACUGCAAAGAUCUCAGAAUUUGGAUUGGCGAGGCUAUCACUGCCGAAUCAAACGAGAACUGCAAUGGGCAUUGAAGGGACAAGUGAGUACUCUGCACCUGAAUGGCAGAAAAAUGCUCUAAUAUCAGUAAAAGCUGACAUUUACAGUUUUGGCGUGCUGCUUUUGGAAAUUGUAUGUUGUAGACGCAACAUAGAUGUGAAUGUUUUGACAGCAGAUGAGAUGCUUCUUUCUAACUGGGUAUAUAAUUGCCUUGUGGCUGGACAGUUGGAUAAGCUUGUGGGAGAUGAAAACGUAGAUAUGAAGACACUAGACAGAAUGGUGAAGGUCGGCUUGUGGUGCAUCCAAGAAGAUCCAGCUUUGCGUCCACCAAUGAAAAAUGUAAUCUUGAUGUUGGAGGGGACAAUGGAUAUAGCAGUCCCUCCAUCUCCAGCUAUUUCUCAUUCUUGAAAUGUCUACCCUAAAUUUGCAAUCAUAUACAUAUAUGUAUAAGCUUACUUCGUAAGUUUGCUUGUGGCCGUAUGUUCUGGUAUAUUACUUUUUUGUAUGAAUUAGUUGUGU